Maudiozyma barnettii is the source of this 2157-nucleotide messenger RNA. RefSeq lists its product as uncharacterized. Gene Ontology annotation, molecular function: alpha-1,4-glucan glucosyltransferase (UDP-glucose donor) activity. Gene Ontology annotation, biological process: glycogen biosynthetic process. Lineage: Eukaryota; Fungi; Ascomycota; Saccharomycetes; Saccharomycetales; Saccharomycetaceae. The coding region runs from base 1 to 2157 and encodes 718 amino acids. The record is from RefSeq and is a predicted model, not a curated record. Gene Ontology annotation, cellular component: cytoplasm. The transcript has a single exon.
AUGACACGUGAUUUACAGAAUCAUUUGCUGUUUGAAACAGCUACAGAAGUUUGUAACAGAGUUGGUGGUAUUUAUUCCGUUUUAAAAUCUAAAGCUCCUGUUACAGUUGCUCAAUAUAAAGAUAGAUAUCAUCUUUUAGGUCCUUUGAAUAAAGCUACUUAUCAAAGUGAAAUUGAAGAAGUCGAUUGGGAAGAUGAUUCCCAAUUUCCAAAUGAAUUAUUACCAAUUCAGCACGCUUUACACAGUAUGAAAGAACGUGGUGUAUAUUUCGUUUACGGUAGAUGGUUAAUUGAAGGUUCUCCACGUGUAAUUUUAUUUGACUUCGAUUCGGUUAGACAUUUUUUAAAUGAAUGGAAAUCAGAUUUAUGGUCUCUUGUUGGAAUUCCUUCCCCUGAAAAUGACUCAGAAACUAAUGACGCUAUCCUAUUAGGUUAUACCGUUGCUUGGUUCCUUGGUGAAUUAGCCCAUUUGGAUACACAGCAUGCUAUUAUUGCUCAUUUCCAUGAAUGGUUAGCUGGUGUCGCUCUGCCUAUAUGUAGAAAGAGAAGAAUUGACGUUGUAACCAUCUUUACAACUCAUGCUACACUUUUAGGUCGUUAUUUAUGUGCAGCUGGGGAUGUCGAUUUUUAUAAUAAUUUAGCUAACUUUGAUGUUGAUCAAGAAGCUGGGAAACGUGGUAUUUAUCAUAGAUAUUGUAUUGAACGUGCCGCGGCUCAUACUGCGGACGUCUUCACUACAGUUUCUCAUAUCACAGCUAUUGAGGCUGAACAUCUUUUGAAAAGAAAACCAGAUGGAAUCUUACCAAAUGGGUUAAACGUUGUUAAAUUUCAAGCUGUUCAUGAAUUUCAAAACUUACAUGCUUUGAAAAAAGAAAAAAUUAAUGAUUUCGUUAGAGGUCAUUUCCAUGGUUGUUUCGAUUUCGAUCUGGAUAAUACUUUGUAUUUCUUUAUUGCAGGUCGUUAUGAAUAUAAAAAUAAAGGUGCCGAUAUGUUUAUUGAAUCAUUGGCUCGUUUGAAUUAUAGAUUAAAAAUGUCAGGUUCAAAGAAAACCGUGGUGGCUUUUAUUAUUAUGCCAGCAAAGACUAAUUCCUAUACUGUGGAGGCAUUAAAGGGACAAGCCGUUGUAAAAGCUCUUGAAAAUUCCGUUAAUGAAGUUACUAAAAAUAUCGGUAAUAGAAUAUUUGAUCAUGCUAUGAGAUUCCCUCAUAAUGGUACCACUACAGAAUUACCAACAGAUCUGAAUGAGUUAUUGAAACCUUCAGAUCAAGUCCUAUUAAAGAAAAGAGUGUUAGGUUUAAGACGUCCUGCAAAUGAACUGCCACCAAUCGUUACACAUAAUAUGGUAGAUGACGCCAAUGAUCCAAUCCUAAAUAAGAUUAGACACGUUCAAUUGUUCAAUGCUUCAAGUGAUCGUGUCAAGGUCAUCUUCCAUCCGGAGUUUUUAAACGCAAAUAAUCCAAUCAUGGGUUUGGAUUAUGAUGAAUUUGUUCGUGGUACUCAUUUAGGUGUCUUCCCAUCUUAUUAUGAACCAUGGGGUUACACUCCUGCCGAAUGUACCGUGAUGGGUGUUCCAUCUAUUACCACUAAUUUGUCUGGGUUUGGUGCCUAUAUGGAAGAUUUGAUCGAGGCCAACCAAGCUAAGGAUUACGGUAUUUAUAUUGUGGAUCGUAGAUUUAAGAAUCCUGAUGAAUCUGUAGAACAAUUGGUCGAUUACAUGGAAGAAUUCACAAAGAAGACAAGAAGACAAAGAAUCAACCAAAGAAAUAGAACUGAACGUCUAUCUGAUCUAUUGGAUUGGAGAAGAAUGGGUCUAGAGUACGUUAAGGCUAGACAGUUGGCUCUAAGAAGAGGUUAUCCUGACUUGUUCAAGGAAUUAGUCGGUGAAGAAUUGAACGACGACAAUAUGGACGCUCUUUCAGGCGGAAAGAAGGUGAAGAUUGCUAGACCAUUGAGUGUUCCAGGUUCUCCAAGAGACUCUAGAGCAAACAGUGUCAGUGCUGUGUUUAUGACUCCAGGUGACUUGGGUACUUUACAAGAAGCCAACACUGCUGACGACUAUUUCAAUUUGAGUGUAAAUGGUAGAGAUGAUGACAAUGACGAUGAUGACGACGAUGACGAUGAUGAAGACGGACCUCAUCCAAAGUUUGUAGGUGCCUAA